CAUGAAGGACCUGGACAGGACUAACAGUCUUCCAGUUUUCUCAAUGACUCCUUGUUAUAAACAAAUCAGAAACAAAAAAAAAAAAAAUCAGCGACUGCGUUCCUCGAAGUGACUCACUUCCUGGGAGGGUGACGUAGGUCGACGUCACGGACAGAGGCGGGUCAUCUGGAGCCUAGAGGUGCGCACUACAGUAUAACUGACAGUUGCUCGUUUAAAUCCGGAACACCAAAAACGGUCUCAUCUGGACCGGGCAGGUCGGGCGAACAAAGAGAAGGAGUAGCUUUCACACUAAGACAGCACAACUCUGUUCGUCUUCGGAUUCGCAUUCUACGUCCUCCUCCGCGCCGGAAUCUCUUAACUGUGAGAGCGCCUGUGCUGGGGUGAAAAUGAUGACAAGGAGAACACCAGUGAUGGUCUGUUUCCACUCAGUCGUCUACAGCGCAUUGCUGAUGCUCACGCCAAUCAACAACACAACAGCUGCACCUUCCAACCAGACCUCUGCAGCUUCUCAGCGAUGCAGCCACCCACCAGUUCCAGAGCAUGGGGGCUUUCGCUGUGUGCCAUCUCCCUGUAAUGGAUUUUUCCACAAACGAAUAGUGGAAUAUUUCUGUGAGACAGGAAGGACCAUCCAGGGCAACAAAUCAGCAUUGUGUAAAAAUGGAAGGUGGAUGCCAUCGACUCCGGGCACUUGCAAUCCAGACCCCAACUAUGAAGAUAAGAACUCGGAAAGCAACCACCUCCCCACUGUGGCUACAACUGCUGUAGCCGUUUCAGUGUUCCUGUUGACGACCACCGCCUGCAUGCUGGUGAAGCCAAAAAUCCGAGCCUGCCGCUGUGAAAGGAGAUUUUCAGACCAGCAGAGCCUCAUGUUUAAUGGCUCUCCAGUCUUGCUGCCCAGCUAUGAAGUUGCCGUCUUUGGAGAGGGGGCGGGUUCAGCCUGCUCAAACCCCACCCACCACCUACAGAGAAAUCUUCUGGAAUCGACUGCAUUGGGCCCACCAUCCAAUCAGAGCCUUGAUUUGCCUCCUCCUCCUCCUUAUGAAGCCAUCGCGCCGCACCCCAUUCACGAGCAAGGCAGCAGCAUCCCAAUUUCUGCUGCCAAUGAGAAGGACACCUAGAAGGCUGCAGGACUGAGACACCUGCCUGCUUGUGGACUUUGGAACACCACCAUCUUUAUGAAAUUUGCUUUUGGAAAGAAUUGCAUGGAGUUUAAACACUGUGGACCUUAAAGAUCACAUUUUUAGUGUCAGGAAGGGAUCUGGAAAAGUUCUGGAUUUGCUUGUUAUCUGGCUAUUGGAGUGAAGGAAAACUAAUCAAAAGUAAAACAAUAAGGAGUAAAUAAGGGAUCUGAACGCAUCUAAUUUUUAAAAGACAAUCCAGGUCACUGAGCUCUGAAAAUCCUGAUUCAGCAAGAGAAUGUGUCACGAACCCAUGGAUUCCUAGCAGAUGUUAAGAACACGUGCAUUUGAGAUGGAAACCAACGAGAACUUCUUCACAUUAAAGAUGCAGGCAUCUGAAAUGAGUUACUGAGACAUGGGCUCUAACAGACAGAUUGGAACAUCUUUGCAUUUACUAAACCAAAUGCACUUGGCUUUAGGGAAGAUCUUAAAAAUUCUUUUUUUGUCAAACAAGAAACCAAAGGCAAAGGACUUGCUUUAAUGGAAGAAGACCAGGCACCUGGUCACUUUCUGCCAAAAAAACAUAAAUAAGGAGCAGACUAUGUGAGGUUGGAAAGAAUGACCAACAGCUUGUGUCACCAGUAAAUGUCCACACUCUUAACCAGGAGAGUGCGGUAAGUUGUUGAGAAUACUCAGCUCUGGUAGAACACUCUGGAAGGUGAACACCAGCACUUGUGACUUUAGACCCUGCCCUUUCCAACAUACUGCCUCAUCACAAUAAAUUUGCGGCCUAGGAAACUUUAGAAUCCAAAGUUUGCUACCGCUUUAUUUCUGACAUGAUGCAGCAGUAUGAAAGGCGCUAUACGAUGCAUUGUGAAUGCAGGAGUUCAUGCUGUUCACUCUGUUGUUUAUUCUGCUGUGGCUUGAAACUACAUGGCACAGAAACCACUUAAGUAUGGAGGGGGUUUAUGACUUUGGAGGAAAAGCACUUUAUUUAGAUUGGAGCUACUGUAGUGCAAUUUAGGUCAUGGCUAAACAUAUAUACUGUACAUUUGAUCAUAUAUGAGUGCAAUGAAUGUAUAUUUAGAGAUGGCCAGUGCCAGCUGGCUUUGAGGUUUUAAAAAAGAACUACAAUUUAAAUUGGUAUCGGUGACUUGUGGGAAACCCAGAAGAUCAUUUGUGGCCUGUAAAGUUCUGACUAAUGCACGUCACUUUCUGGUUCUGGUGGCUGUGGAAGUAUUGGAAUCAAGACAGAAAGAACAGAAAUUCCUCACCGUUUAUGCAAAUAGCAAUAAAUCAAUCAAUCUAGCAAACAAGCUAAUUAAUUACUCAGUCAAUUAAGCCCAAAAAUGAAUUGAAUGACUACCGUCUUAUCGGGUGCCCAGGUGAUUGUUGGUGAUCUCAAUUCUGGCUCAAGUGCCUUUCACAAAACAACCACGCAAGUGAGAAUUUCAGCGUACGCUGCUCAUCUCCGACUAUUGCUGUCACCAUGUGGAGUCCAGACGCGGUGGAGUUUGCCGAUUCCCAGAGCACGUCAGAUUACAUGACUGGCUAUCAUAGGGGACAUCAGAUUAGUCAACUGUAGUCAAAUACACCUUGAAUACAUUCCUUUGAAGUUAAAAGCUAAUCAAUUCACCCCAAUUAUGUAAUCAAUCUUUCAGGAUGAUCAGUUUAUUAAUUGAGGUUAAUUCAUUAUUUCAAUUCUUGUUUGAUUCGAUUGCUAAUCCAUGAGUUAAUCGAUUCAAUUUUUUAUUAACUAAUCAAGUAAGCCUCUUACAGAGGAUAAAAAUAAAAACUGUUGCUAAUCACUUAUCCCUGGAGUGUCCAACUCUGAUCCUGGAAGGCUGUGGCGGCUGCAGGUUUUCCCUUCUGCCACAUUUUUUUUCUUUAUCCGUAACCAAUUUCUGCUGUCAAUUGACUUCAUUGUAAUAGCCCUCUUUCUUAAGACUCACUCCUCUGAAUUGCUUUUUUUCUUCCUUAAAUGGCAACCAAACCAAAUGAGAUGUGAAACAGAUGACCAGCUAAUUUAGGGUCUCAAACUCCAACCAGUUUCUUAACUUGUUGUUAUUAUUUAAUUAUUUAAUUCUAUGACUUGUUGGUGCUGUCAUUCUUCCACAGCAGAUACGUCCAAAAUGAUUGAUUUUCUUUUUUCUCAAUGUUUUGUGGACCCGAGCAGAUCAACAUUACUGACACCUUCACCUUUUAUUUUCAGAUAUUGUAUAAUGGACACUGGUUAGCUGGUCAUGCACUGGCCGUUUUUUAGAUCUCAUUAUUGUUUGGUUGCUAAUUAAGUAAAAAAGAAACAAUUAAGAAGUCUGGAGUCUUAAAUCGCAAGUUGUUUAAAAUGAAAAGGCAAAGUUAAUUAGCAAAAGUGGGCAGUAAUUAAGUAAAGGUUUAAAACAGGGGUCCUCAAUCACAGUCCUGGAGGGCCGCAGUGGCUGCAGGUUUUUG
Messenger RNA from Polypterus senegalus (gray bichir), 3569 nucleotides. RefSeq lists its product as uncharacterized. The record is from RefSeq and is a predicted model, not a curated record. The transcript is spliced from 5 exons. Lineage: Eukaryota; Metazoa; Chordata; Cladistia; Polypteriformes; Polypteridae. Bases 387 to 1118 code for a protein of 243 amino acids.